AUGCGACGCGCCGCAUGGCUUCGCUCUCUCGCUGCAACGUUGUCUAACGAAGUUCACGGGCUGGGCACACGCAGCGAUGGUCAAGAGCUUCCUAACAAAGCACUGAAAGAUGAUAGCAAUUCAGCUGUGUCUACUGAUCCCAAAUCGUUUCCAGAGGCCGAUCGUCGCAUUGAAAUUCGUUCAUUCAACGUCCUUAAACUUUUUGAUUGGCAGACACACUGUACUCAGGGGGAUAGGGCACUCCUGCCGCCUGCUCUUUUGUACCACGGGGGUGCCCUUGGCCCUCGUCCGUUGCUGAUUCUUGAUCAUAGUCUUCCUUUUUCCAAUAUGGAUGGUAGCGAUGUCCAUACGGAUGGUCUUUCUAAUACGCAGCUCGAUGCCAUACAGAGCGCUGCGGCCAAAUACACGUCGAUGAUCUCUCAACUUGUGUGGGAGUACGGGGCUGUAUACAUCCCCCUGGUCGUGAAUCCAGAUGGGGGGGACGUAAUAGGGCGUAGUUGUCGACAGGUGUGUGCGGUGAUGGAUGCCUUGGAUAUUCGCUGGUCGCAUUUUCUCACCUAUUCUUAUGGGACGCUCGUGGCAGGGCGCUUAGCUGCCUCCCAGGAGUACCCGCACCGCAUUGGUAGCUUCCUUUCUCUCGACACACCGCUCGUAACGGACUCGAUGGUUCGGAAUGCGAAACGUCGUGAUGAAAUCGCUAAAGCCGAGAAAGAUGUGAAUGUGCCUGCAGACAUGUUGUCGUUCGCCCGUGACGAGCUGCUGGGUGCAUUGGAGGAGGUUCUUUCCUGCCCAGCCCCGAAAGCCGAUGGAGAGCUCUAUAAAAGGUACCUAUUCAACCCCAAACAGAUCUAUGAGAAAGGCGGGCUUAUACGUAAGGAGGAGCGAUAUGUCUCUCUUCGACACCUUGCGGGGAUUCAUCACCCAUGGCAGCUUAUGGUUCCUGCAGGCCAGCCGUUGUCUGAUGUACCAGUUCACAAGGAAUUUUUCAGACUCCGACGACCUGCUGUUAUCAAGUCGGCUGCAUCCCACAAGGAACUGUUUUCGGAUUGUGCUGCAACUGAGAUAGCAGAGGUGCUCACUAGUUGGAUGAAUCGUUUCGAACCUGAUAUGAUGAUUCGACGCCGAUAUGAGCAAGCUGCAAGGGAAAUGUCUGCGCUUGUUGCUGACGCGACGGCGGCCACACCGAAAGUCAGCACCAGUGCAGGCACCGGCAGUGGAGGAAAACGGAAGAAGGAGAAAAAGCAAAAGGCUGGAUGA
This is a messenger RNA of Phytomonas sp. EM1, 1257 nucleotides long. Lineage: Eukaryota; Euglenozoa; Kinetoplastea; Trypanosomatida; Trypanosomatidae. The record is from the annotation of a GenBank genome assembly.